Molecule: messenger RNA, 469 nt
Organism: Kockovaella imperatae
Lineage: Eukaryota; Fungi; Basidiomycota; Tremellomycetes; Tremellales; Cuniculitremaceae
Exons: 1
Coding region: 36-260 (74 amino acids)
Source: RefSeq, a predicted model, not a curated record
AAGGACAGUGUGAUGCAAGCGUUAGACCACUGCUUAUGCAUUUUCUCAUGCUGUACCUCCAUUCCAACCUCUUGCUAUCCUACUCUGCCCCAUCAGGUGAUGGUCGGCAGCGUGUCCAAUCCCUUCUUCUCCAUCUAAAGCCAAAAUCAGUAAGGCGCUCCACGACCAAGGUACUCCUACCCACCUCCUUCGCCUGUUCACCAGCAUCGGGUUCAGCCUUCUUAGCCUCAGGAGGGAUCUCUUCCGAAGGGACAGUCUGAGAGUCUAUAGGAUAUCAGCUUUCGCCGGAUCCCGCGGAAUCGUACCUUUGGGAUCUUGAGCAGAAGACAUGUUUGGUGAUUGGUUUGCUGGCAAGCGUCGGGCAGGGAUCGUGCUGAUACUUCUCUUGGCGAUAGUCCUCAAACUGUUCAUGUGAAGCUAAUGUCGAGGAUGGGUUGAGAGUAGUGAGUGUGAAGUAGAGGAAGAAAGA